This is a messenger RNA of Pistacia vera, 628 nucleotides long. RefSeq lists its product as uncharacterized. The coding region runs from base 75 to 533 and encodes 152 amino acids. NCBI's taxonomy places the organism in Eukaryota, Viridiplantae, Streptophyta, Magnoliopsida, Sapindales, Anacardiaceae. The transcript has a single exon. The record is from RefSeq and is a predicted model, not a curated record.
UUUGCGAAAAAUAAAUAUAUACGUUUCUGAUACUAUUAUCAGACCCUUUGAACCUCAGCCCAUUGAAUGAGAUAAUGGAUGACACGACAUGGGAACAGAAACUGCAAGCUUUAACCCACAUCUUAACCAGCCCCACAACCUCACCAUCACUCUACUCACAGUUCUUCAUCUCCACUCAAAUACCUUGCUACAUCAACUGGGAUUAUCCUCCUAUCCUCUGCAACAAACUCACCUUCCCUCCUCUUCUUCUGAGGUGGGGCUUCUCUCUUUUCCUCAAAAGGGUCUCAAGAUUUGGGCUUCCUCACACUUCUUGGAGGUCCAAGUGUCCCUACCAACAGCCUCCACCUUUGAUUCUUUCUAAGGGCGUAGAGGAAGCACAGUGGGGUGAUGCGCAGAAAAGAGAGUACGUUAGGAUGAGACUUAGAAGGAAACGCCUUGGAACUGAUGUGAAUCCUUUGAUUCCUACUUUAUUACCUAAUCUUUUGUUGUUCUCACUUUUGCUUUGGAACCCAUUUCCUGUCGAUGAUUCUUGAGAUGAUUUUCUUUAGUUUGUGUAAAUUAAAUUGUAAUGCUGUACGCUAUCUCAAUUACAGGCUUUAUUUUGGCUGGUUUUAGUAUUAAAUUUUGA